Messenger RNA from Schistosoma margrebowiei, 342 nucleotides. NCBI's taxonomy places the organism in Eukaryota, Metazoa, Platyhelminthes, Trematoda, Strigeidida, Schistosomatidae. The record is from the annotation of a GenBank genome assembly.
AUGGCAACAGUUGGUGUUUUGUGGGAACAUGAAUGGAGUAAACAUGGUGUUUGUGCAGCAAGUGAUGAUUCAUUUAUAUUAAAUGAAUUGGAUUAUUUCAAUGUUUCACUUGAGAUCAAAUUGAAAGUGAAUUUAAUGAGGUAUUUCACUAAUGAAUUGGCUUUAAUUGUACCGGAUGUUGUUCAUGAUCCAACACUGCCUCGAACAGAAGAUCACAUAUGUCGUCGAUGCGGUAAACAAGAAGCUGUAUUUUUUCAAUCACAAACAUUGAAAGCGGAAGAAAAUAUGCGUUUAUAUUAUGUUUGUACCAAUGUUGAAUGUUUACAUAAAUGGACUGAAUAG